Molecule: messenger RNA, 330 nt
Organism: Trichoderma asperellum CBS 433.97
Lineage: Eukaryota; Fungi; Ascomycota; Sordariomycetes; Hypocreales; Hypocreaceae
Source: RefSeq, a predicted model, not a curated record
AUGUCGUUGCCAAUCGCUGUUACUGUCGCUACUGCUGCUAUUGCUGGAAUCGCCGUUGUCGUUGCUAUUGCCGCCACCGUCGCUGUCGUUGCUGCUACCGCUGUAGCUGUAGUUGUAGCCAGGAUUUUCAGCAAGUCUGCUUCGUCCGGGACUUUCGAUUCGAUCGUCUUAGCUCGUCGUAUCCUCGCAGGCUAUCGCCCCCUGUGCUCGCAUACUCCUGGGUAUAUGUAUUCGGUAACAACGCCACAGGCCACUAAGGCAGCACAAGAGAGAGGGACACGUCAACAGCUGCAAGGAGGAUCAAAGAAGCAGGGCUGUACAUACAAUUAA